This is a messenger RNA of Callorhinus ursinus (northern fur seal), 813 nucleotides long. RefSeq names its product family with sequence similarity 174 member B (gene FAM174B). Lineage: Eukaryota; Metazoa; Chordata; Mammalia; Carnivora; Otariidae. The record is from RefSeq and is a predicted model, not a curated record.
AUGCGCGCCGCGCGGCCGCCCGCGCCGCUCCUGCCGCUGCUGCUGCUGCUCGCGCUCCUGGCCGCGCCUGCCGCCCGCGCCCGCACAGCUGAGUCCGCCCCGGCGCCGCAGCCCGAGCGCCGACCGCGGCCGUUGCCCGGCCCGGGGCCCGGGAACGCCACCCGGACGGGGUCUGCGGCGCCGGUGGGCGGCGGCGGCAGCUCCAACAGCAGCGGCGACGCCCUGGUGACCCGUAUCUCCAGCCUGCUCCGCGACCUGCCCACCCUGAAGGCGGCCGUGAUAGUGGCGUGCGCCUUCACCGCGCUGCUAAUCGCCUGCUUGCUGCUGCGCGUCUUCAGGUCGGGAAAGAGGCUGAAGAAGACCCGCAAGUAUGACAUCAUCACUACUCCAGCUGAACGCGUGGAAAUGGCCCCACUGAAUGAGGAUGACGACGACGAUGAGGACUCCACAGUAUUUGACAUCAAAUACAGGUAAAAUCUAUUUCCAGCGUGUUGGCAUCCUCUGGAACAUUGGUCAGCUGCAGCCUGGGGUGUGAAGGAUCUGGAAGCUGUCUCGUCUGAGGUGUUGAAACCAAAACAAACAUUGUUGAUGAAACUUUGACACCCUUGCGUGUGUCGAACGAUGGCUCCGAAUGUUACUGCAGGAGAGUCGCCUCUACCACCCUUUGGAUGCCCCUUUAAAAUGUCACCCUUUACUCCUCAAGAGGGCUUUUGCCUUGCUAAGGGGCAGGGGUAGAAACAUUUUGACUUAAAAAAACAUAAUUUUAAGGUAACUUGAUAAAAGUAAAGAGUAAAGUUCAGAAGUUAACAGGAA